AUGGAUUGCGCAGGGAAGGAAAAAAUAUUAAAAUCAAUUUACCUUUCAAAUCUUAUAUACUAUGAACAAUGUAGAAUGGAACUUGUUGCUGCUGUGGAUGCCCUUGUUGCAAGUACUCUCACAAAAAACUUACGCGUGGACGCCAAGAAACUCUUCGAAAACCUGAAAAACGCUAUGCGCAAAGAGUUCGAAAGAACUCCUUGGGCUAAGAAUAAUCAUGCUGUUGAGAAAUACGAAGAAGCACUAAAGAAAAUUACAUUUUGGACAUUCUCAGAUGCCGAACAUAUCCUCACAACAGCUUUCAGAAAAUCUGAAAUCAGUUACAAUAACUGUUUAAAAACAUUGAAGACUGCAUACAAUGACAAAGUGUCCAAGACGUUCUGCAAAGUGAUGGCAACUAACAAUGCGACUAACUUCUUACAUGGAUCCCAUGAGGAACUUUCUGAAAUGGGAUUAAACGAAAUAAUCAGCGAUCGACUUUUAUUAUUCAACUAUAAAAAUGAAAGAAUCUACGUUUCAAACGAUUUCCUCUUACUUAUGAAUACCAACGAUACUUCGGACUUGCACGGAACACUUGGUUUUCUCCUCCUUCAUGAAAUUAUGCACACGUUCGUGUUUGGCCAUGAGGACAUCGCAGCAAAUAAUACACUUUACCCAUACUGGACUAAACAUGCCGAUUGUGUUGCCAAACAAGCAGAAAAGACAUGUGAAACAUUUCCAACAGUGCUCACAGAGGAUGGACAGUCGCAGGGAUGCAACACAACCAUCACAUUUGAAGAGGACGCAGCGGAUCUUGCUGCUUAUCGUCUGGCCUAUGAGUUGGGCAAACCAAAGUUUGCCAGAAAAACGAUGGUAGAGAACUAUGAAUCAAUCACAAAGGAUGAGAUGUUCUUCUACGGCGCGGGUAUCAUUUUAUGUAUUCCGAAUGGAAUGAAUGUUAGGCUGUUUUCCGGACAGCCACACUCUUACAACUACCAAAGAUUAAACUCUCUGAUGUCUCAAAUGAAUGAGUUCAAGACUGCGUUCAAGUGUAAGGAUACCGAUAAGAUGAUUCAGAACAAAGCCGCAGAGUGUACCUUGUAUGGAUCGAAAGCCCCGCUCACCAGGAAGAAUUCUUCUAAUUGA
Messenger RNA from Caenorhabditis remanei, 1125 nucleotides. RefSeq lists its product as uncharacterized. Gene Ontology annotation, biological process: protein processing. Gene Ontology annotation, molecular function: metalloendopeptidase activity. Gene Ontology annotation, cellular component: plasma membrane. The record is from RefSeq and is a predicted model, not a curated record. NCBI's taxonomy places the organism in Eukaryota, Metazoa, Nematoda, Chromadorea, Rhabditida, Rhabditidae. Bases 1 to 1125 code for a protein of 374 amino acids. The transcript is spliced from 7 exons.